Messenger RNA from Fusarium redolens, 1893 nucleotides. RefSeq lists its product as uncharacterized. The transcript has 5 exons. Gene Ontology annotation, molecular function: transcription cis-regulatory region binding; DNA-binding transcription factor activity, RNA polymerase II-specific; zinc ion binding. Gene Ontology annotation, biological process: regulation of DNA-templated transcription. Gene Ontology annotation, cellular component: nucleus. Bases 37 to 1833 code for a protein of 598 amino acids. The record is from RefSeq and is a predicted model, not a curated record. NCBI's taxonomy places the organism in Eukaryota, Fungi, Ascomycota, Sordariomycetes, Hypocreales, Nectriaceae.
AAUGUGUUUCCUGCAUGCAGAUCUUUGGUCAUUAAUAUGCCUCCUAUACGAUCUGGUAGAGCUUCAAAAGCAUGUGAUCUGUGUCGCAAAUACAAAACUCGCUGUUACCCUUCUGGCAGCUCCAAUGGAACUUGUUUGCGCUGCAAGACCUUAUCUCAACGAUGCUCCUUAGACUUUCAUAAUGACCUUCGACACUCGGUGCAACCACCCAUACAUCAAGAAAGAGACAAUCGACUUGUAAAUCCAGUCGUUCAAGGUCGAAGAAGCUCAGUCGAUGAUAGAUUAGAAAGACUCGAGCGAACAGUCAGCGCUUUAGUCGAUAAGCUUGAUUCGAAACUUGACGAAAUUGCUGGCUCGUCUAAUCAAGAUAAAACUUCACUCGUGGAGGUACCAGUGCCUUCUGCAGAGCUUGACCCGGCUCCGGUGUUUUUAAUACGAGAUGCAGCAACCGAUGCAGGAGUUCACUCGCCUGAGCAAGCGAUUGCGCAAACAGGACCUCAAUCAGACGCUAUAUCAACAGGUCUUGUCUCAUUAUCAACAGCCCAUUCACUCUUAGGACUAUUCCAUCUUCACUAUGGCAGAUGGGUCAGAUUUCCAGAAGACAUCCCAACAGACAGACUCCUCUUACAAGUCCGAAAAUCUCCAUUGCUAUUAUGCAGCAUCUUCUUAAUAUCAGUCCGGCACAUGACCCAGGAUUUGGCAGAUCAGCUCGCCCCCAGGCUUUUCGAGGAAUCGAAGCGCCUCAUCACAACAUCGUUACUGGAGGUUCCGCAGACUUUAGAGUUCUUUCAGGCUGUACUUAUACUAAGCCUCUGGUCGACGACUAUAGGCCAAGUUCCCUUGAGUAUUGACAGUUGGUUACUUACGGGCUAUGCAAUUCAGCAAGCACUCGCGAGCCCUCACUUUAUGCAAGUUAUCCGCCCAGGCUCGCCUCAGCAUGUUGAUGACUCGCAUAUGGACGCUUGGUGCUUGUGGAAUCACCUUUGUGUCGCUCAUCUUCAGUACUGCGUCGGGACUCGCAGGCAUUCGCUACUGACUCAAGCACAAGUUGACCAAUGUGUCAAUUUCGUCAAGUCUAAUGAGGUAAAUAACUACGAAGCGAGGAUGGGAGCAGAAGUUCAACUGUACUGGAUUAUCUACAACAAGUGUGGAGUUGCCCAGAUUGACCUUGCUGGAACCAAACUCGCUCUUCAAGCAUGGCAACAGGAUUGGAUGCUCCUUUUCAAUGAGCCCAGAUCGCAAUUUCUGCAAAUGGGCUUCCACUUCGCUCACCUGCUGGCUCAUUGUCAGUCCCUCAAGUCACCCAAAUCAGUUAUGCACAGUUCUGUUCUCAAAGAAAUGAUCAAGCAUUCAAGAAUCAUCAUCAAUCUCGCCAUCGACACAACAGACGAUCGUACUCGUCACUUGACGGACCAUAUCUAUCACAUCCUCAGCUUCUCCGCACUGACAUUAUGUCGCAUCGUUCAUACCUACGAGGCAAAGCUCCGGGCAGCAAAUUAUGAUACUGCCGAGUUGGAUAAUCUUGUCUUCAAGCUUAUCAACUGGUUCAAGACGAUUGGGCUACCUUGUCACGCUGCGCAUAUCCUCGGUGAUAUCGUCUAUGCACAGUUUCAAAAACUUCGACCUGACUUCCAGCCAACAACACCCAUUGUUUCCGGUACUCUACCUGAUAACCCCGGUGUUAUCUAUAGCGCAGAAGAGUUGUCAUUACCACCUGAUCUUUCAUUCUUAUAUCCUAACUUUAUCGGCUCCGAAAUGUUUGAUGCAGAUGGUGGGUUGGAAUCGUGGCCGGAAUGGGCUCAGGUACAUUCAGAUACAGACGCUUCUGUGUAACAAUAUUUAUCUAAUUCUAUCAACACUCUUCAAUACCUUCUAUUUAUUCAUCAAAAGAAA